CCGGAGUGACACCAGAAACACAAAAUAUCAUCACCAGAUGUUUCGUUGCAAGCUGUUAUGACGCUGUGCUUCAAAAAACGGACAUACCAGUUUGGUUGUUUAGUAAUUGCUGGUAUUGCACUUUUACUAAUAGUCGACAAAUUUCUAAUACAGCCGUUGAAAAUAAAACUCUUGAAAAAGAAACAAAUUCAAGAAUCUGGAUUUAACAAGAAGAAAAUAGCAUUUGGAACGACAUAUUUCGGUGAUUCAACUUGGUUCGAUUACGGUAGUUCAGGAUUUGAUAAAUGCGAGUUUUCAAAUUGUACAUACUUUAAGAACAUACAACUUGCAGAUGCUGUCCUCUUUCAUGGUUUUGAUAUUCAUAGUAGAAACCAGAUACAAGGAAUCAGUAGACCAAAUGACCAAAUAUGGAUUUAUUAUAGUAUAGAAUCGCCUUAUUCGGAUCCAAUUGAUCAAUCAGCAUUGAAUGGGAUAUUUAAUUGGACAUGUACAUAUCGAUCCACAUCGGAUAUACACAUGCCUUAUGGAUAUGUUACGAAAAAAUCAAUUCCUCUGUCUAAUCCAUCAGAGAUAUUUUUAUCAAAAAAGACGAAACUUGCUGUUAUAGCGUCAAGCCAUUGUGGCACUAUUCCUAGCGGGAGAUGGGAGUACAUCGCAGAACUCCAAAAAUACAUGUCAAUCGAUGUUUUUGGCAAAUGUGGCAAAACACCAACUUGUGGUAGAUUUGAUUGUGUUCAGCAAUUUGCAAAAGAAUACAAGUUUUAUUUAUCAUUUGAAAAUGCCAAAUGCAAGGAGUAUAUCACAGAAAAACUGUUCCUAAAUGCCUACCUUAGUAACAUGGUCCCCAUUGUAUUGGGUGGAUACACUAGGCAAGACUAUGAGCGAAUAGCACCUCCCGAUUCUUUUAUAUACUCAGGGGAUUACAAAAAUGCAUCCAUUCUCGCAGCGUAUAUACAAUCACUGGAUAAGGACGAUUCAAAAUAUUUGGAUUAUUUUAAGUGGAGGCAAUAUUAUGAUGUAACAAGCGCAAGUGAUAACCCUGCGUGCUUGUUAUGUAAGGCGCUACACAAUAAAAAAUUGGUGGCUCAAAAAAGAAUCGUAAACAAUCUACACAAUUUGAGAAACAAGACUGCUGAAUGUCUUUCAUCCAAUAGCAACAGUUUAAUGACUGGCUUAAAUAGUUAUCUUUACAGCAUUGUCACAAUGAUAUUUUUUGCUAUGGGAAUAUGCUCUUAUAUUAUCACGGACCGAUGGAAUUAGGUGAUCAUGACCUUUGACUUCAUUCGGCAGGCCGAUGUUUGUCCAUUCCAGAGUGAUGCAUCACCAUGGGAGAUAUUUAUGUUGAUGACCACUUGAACAUUACUGGCAAUUUUGUCUAUUAGGCUUAACUAUAUAGAAAUGACAAGUAUUAAAGGGACAAGAUGGGCAGGGGUUUCAAUGAAUAUUUUUUCAACAGGAUUUUGGCAAUUUCAACAGGGAUUGGGGGAUAGAGACAAAUUGAGAGUAGGUUUCGAAAAAUUUGUCACGCUUUUACAUUUUUUACUGUUAUCCCUGGCUGUUAUCAUUUUAUGUUAUGUCAUUUUUCGGAAAAUCCCAACAGUUCUGAUCUGGGUUUUUGACAGGUUUUCAGAUGAACGGGUUAUUUCUGUAUAACUAUCACAAUAACAAAAGUUUUAAUUGUCAGAAUGUAUGCAAAAAUGAUUGUUCUAAAAUGUUCAGUCAAGAAAGUUUUCUAGAAAAAUGUCUAUCAGUUCUAAGAAUUUCCUUAAUACAUGUCAUAUGUCAAGUGGUCACCACAAGAAGUAGUUCAACAAGUUAAACCUAGUC
This is a messenger RNA of Owenia fusiformis, 1827 nucleotides long. NCBI's taxonomy places the organism in Eukaryota, Metazoa, Annelida, Polychaeta, Sabellida, Oweniidae. The record is from the annotation of a GenBank genome assembly.